Stegastes partitus (bicolor damselfish) is the source of this 2307-nucleotide messenger RNA. RefSeq names its product chondroadherin-like a (gene chadla). The annotation marks the transcript as partial. Gene Ontology annotation, molecular function: transmembrane signaling receptor activity; protein binding. Lineage: Eukaryota; Metazoa; Chordata; Actinopteri; Pomacentridae. Gene Ontology annotation, biological process: toll-like receptor signaling pathway; immune response. Gene Ontology annotation, cellular component: plasma membrane. The record is from RefSeq and is a predicted model, not a curated record. The transcript has 10 exons.
CUUUCAACCCUGGAAGCAAAAAAAUGUCCCAAAGAGUGCAGCUGUGACGGCACCCAGCUCACGGUGGCCUGCGUUGACAAGAACCUGACGGAAAUCCCGCCGUCUGUAGACGAGAUUACACUGAAACUGGACCUGAGGAAUAACAACCUGCAGGUGCUGCCCAGGGGGGCGUUCACACACACGCCCUACCUGACCCACCUCAACCUGCAGCGCUGCAACAUCAUCAAGGUGAAGGAGGGGGCCUUCCGGACCCUCGGCCGUGUGGUGUCCCUGAAUCUGGCCCACAACAAAAUAGACAUCCUUUACCAGGAGUCCUUUGACGGCCUCUCCUCCCUGAAGGAGCUCCAUCUGGACCACAAUCGUAUCGAGGAGAUCCAGCCCGGUGCCUUCACGCAGCUUGGCUUCCUCAACAUGCUGACGCUCAGCCACAACCAGCUGGUCUACAUCCCCAACAUGGCCUUCCAGGGCCUUCACAACAUCAACUGGCUUCGUCUGAGCCACAACUCCUUGAACAACCUGGCGCCAGAGGCUUUCGCCGGAUUGUUCACCCUCAACCGCCUCAGCCUGGAUCACAACGAGCUGCAGUUCUUCCCCACGCAGACGAUGACGAGGCUCCGCGAGGUCACACAUCUGGACAUGAGCCACAACCCCAUGAUCUACCUCGGGGAGGAGUCGGUUUCCAUGGCCAAGCUCACGCACAUCUACCUCAACCACAUGUCCCUGCAGGACCUGUCGGACCAGGCUUUGUCCGGAGCCCCCCUUCUCUCCCACGUGGACCUCAGCCACAAUCAGCUUCGUUACCUGGAGCCCCUCUCGGGCCCCAAGGACCUAACCAGCCUCAACCUGACUGGGAACCAGAUCUACUGUAACUGCUACAUGCGGCCCCUGAAGGAGUGGGCCAGAGCCGGAGGUGUGGAGCUGCUGGGGGCCUGCGCCGGACCUCCUCACCUGUCAGACGAGCCGCUGCAGGCCGUGGCUCCUCUGGAUCUGCGAUGUCGCAACAGGGCGGAGGCACCAAAGGAGGAGGAGGAGGAGAAGGAGGAGGAGAAGGAGGAUGAGAGCCCUACCAACGCCCCGUCUAAACCCACAGCCAAACCCAAACAGAAAGUCAAGUGUCCAGUUAACUGUGAAUGUAAUAUUGAAGCCCAGCACGCCACUUGUGAGGAUCGGGGUCAUACUAAAGUCCCGCGAGGUUUCCCCGCCAAGACGGAGCUGCUGGACCUCCGCAGCAACCACUUCCACCACCUUCCUGCCAGCAGCUUCCCAGGCUCCAGCCAAGUGGUUUCUCUUCACUUGGAGUUCUGCAAAAUCCGCGAAAUCGAAAACGGCGCUUUCCAGGGGAUGAAAAACCUGUUUUAUCUGUACCUCUCUGACAACGACCUCACGUUCUUGGACCCCAGGGUGUUUGCUGGAACCCCUCAGCUCACCUACCUCCACCUGGAAGGGAACCGGCUGGUGCAGUUUCCUGGGUCAGCUCUGUCGCUCCUACCAAGUCUGUUUGUGCUGCAUAUGGAGCGAAAUGCCAUCUCCAAGCUAGAGCCCACAGGUCUGCUGUCCUCAACAACCCCUAGAUUGAGGGAACUGUACUUGAGCAAUAACACCAUAACUGUCAUUGCCAAGGGUGCUCUGGACUCUGCUACCCUCAGCACACUUCACCUGGAUUCAAAUCAGCUGACCGAGGUGCCCACCCAGGCUCUGUCUGAGGCCCCGAGUCUGGAGGAGCUUAACCUGUCUCAAAACUCUGUUCGUCGGGUCGGACCGAAAGCAUUCCAGCCCGUACACCAAAGCCUGAAGAGGCUUUACAUGGAUCACACUGGAAUGGAGAAGAUGUCCAGCGAUGCUCUGCUGGGGCUGGGCUCGGGCCUGAGGGCUCUGACUGUCAGAGGAAACCAGCUGGAGGAGCUUCCUGACCUGAGUCCACUCACCGGCCUGGAUUUGAUUGACCUGCGGGACAACCCCCUGCUGUGCGACUGUCCUCUGUUGCCCCUGCGCAGGUGGAUGGAGAAGGUGAGUUUGGAGGUGAUUGCAACCUGCGGUCGCCCUCCUGAGCUCAGAGGUCAGAAGGUCACAGACGUCCACGUCUUCACGUCCUGCCCAGAAAUCAUGUCUCCUCCAGGCGAGAAGGUUGCUGUGGACCCCAAACCUCCAAAAACGAAGAAAUCCAAACCCUCCAAACUCUCAAAUUCCCCCGGAGUCAAAGCUUGGCCUGAAAGGGCCAAAGCUAAAGUGGCCAAACCAGCCAAGAAGCAGCCUCAGAGAAAACCUGUGACACCUAAAAAGACAAAGAACAAGAAGACACUGUCAUAA